AUGCGCCCGAGGCUGAGCGCUGAAGAUUUCAACGCCCGGCUUGCCCGCUACACGCCGGAGCAGAUGAACCACAUGCACAACAAAGUGCUGAGCCACAUCCUCGGCGACAAGCCGGAGAUGCAGAGCUGGCGGCUCAACGCGGCCGACCUUGUCUGUGACACGCCGACGGUUCGACGACCGCCAGCCCCGCUCGAGCCCGGACAGGUGGACAUCUUCUCACAGGAGCCGCUUCUGGCGACGGAUUUGACAUGCCACCUGCACCCGACGGCUUUGUUGCUGUGUAGCAACCGGGAGCGGCGCAACGACAAGCGCACCCUCCGAGCCGUGUACCACGGGGUCGAGAUCGACGUGAUCGUCCGGCUUCUGUGGCGCAUCAUCUACGAUCUCGAGAAUCGGAGCCCCAGUGCCUCCCAAGUUGAAGGGCGCGACGACAACAACGACGACGAUGACAACGACAACUACCGCCAGCUGCGGCGUCUGGCGGAGCCGGCGAUCGCAAAGUACCGAGGUCUCUUUGACGAACGAUACAAUGCCAUCGACCGGACUGGCGGCGUGGUCGUGGUUGCUCGACACAAUGGCACCACGGCCGAGUUCCCCGUCAUUUCCGUCGAUGAUAUGGACUAUGUCCCCCAAGGAGGGUUUCUGUUCAUGGAUCCGAGUAACAUGUGGCCGUCGCGCGGAAAGUGGGACAUGCGCUAUUUCCUGCACCGGCGUGGACGUCUUCCACCGCCGGACCCGGACGAUCCGAGGGAGGGCCUGGGGCCGUUGCCGUCCUGGUUGCAGCCGGCGGAGCCCAUUGAAAAUGUCAAGAUCCCAUGCCCGUAUCACGCGGCAGAUGUUUCUUGCGAAGCGGAGGACGGUCUUGUCGGAAGUUCAGAAGUCGAGAAUCUUCCUGUCCCACCUGAAGAAGUUGAAGUAUGA
Molecule: messenger RNA, 921 nt
Organism: Capronia coronata CBS 617.96
Lineage: Eukaryota; Fungi; Ascomycota; Eurotiomycetes; Chaetothyriales; Herpotrichiellaceae
Exons: 2
Coding region: 1-921 (306 amino acids)
Source: RefSeq, a predicted model, not a curated record